Messenger RNA from Micromonas commoda, 1191 nucleotides. RefSeq lists its product with no specific name. Gene Ontology annotation, cellular component: mitochondrion. Bases 1 to 1191 code for a protein of 396 amino acids. NCBI's taxonomy places the organism in Eukaryota, Viridiplantae, Chlorophyta, Mamiellophyceae, Mamiellales, Mamiellaceae. The transcript has a single exon. The record is from RefSeq and is a predicted model, not a curated record.
AUGGGGGUGAAGCAGAGGACCGCGGAGGAAAAGGCGGCGAUCCCCGCGGUCGCCGAUGCCUCCGUUGCCUUAGUCGCGGGCGUCACCGCCUCCGUCGCGGUCGCGCCCUUCCUCAUGUGCGUCGACCGCGCGGUCGUGUCAGCAGCCGCGGGGACCGCGCCGGGGGGCUCGCUCGCGCGCGCGAUCUUCGCGGCCGCCUCGGAGUUCUUCAAGCAUCCCAAGGUGGCGUUCACCUCCCCCGCACUCUGGAUGGUCGCGGGCGUCUACGGAGGCACCUACUUCGCCAAGAACGUCAGCGACGUCGUCAUCGAGCGCACCGGCACGAGCGGGCCCAUCGCCGAGUGGGGCAAGUUCGGCGUCGUCACCGGCGUCAACAUGGGCGGCUCCAUCCUCAAGGACGCGGCGUUCGCCAGGCUCUUCGGCGCCGCCGUCGCCGCCGGGGCCGCCGCCGCCGUGGUUCCCACCGCGUCCUACGUCCUCUUCGCCGCGCGCGACUGCUUGACCAUCGGCGGCGCCUUCGUCGUGCCCGACGCCGCCAAAGAUCUGCUCGUCGCGAGCUGCGGGAUGUCGCCGCAACUGGCGGGCGCCGCCGCGCAGCUCGUGUCCCCGCCCCUGAUGCAGGUGGUGUGCACGCCGCUGCACCUACUGGCGCUCAACAUGGUCAACGCGCCGGUGGCCACCCUCGCGCAGAGGGUCGCCGCGCUCAAGGUGUCCACGCCCCCCGCGCUCAUCGCCAGGUCGCUUCGGAUGCUCCCCGCGUACGGCAUCGGCGGCAUCCUCAACACCACCCUGUCCGCCAGAGGCCGCGACGCGGCGAGGCGUAAGUUCCUGCCGUCCGCGGAGGAUCUCAAGGCUGUGAAGGAGCGACUGGGUAGAAGAGGCGGCGCGGCUGCGGCGAAGCUCGCGAACGCCAAAGGUCGCAAGGCGCUCGCGUCAAUCGGCGUCGCCGCGAGGCGGGGAAUCGUCGGUAAGACGAAGGGUUCGGAGUUGAACCCCUCGGACGACACCGGCGACGCGCCGUUCACGCUGCGCACGGGCGCGGGUGCAGGCGGCGGCGGCGGCGGCGCGAGGACGCUGGGUCGAUUCGACGCGAGGCGGUUGAAGGCGGGCGGCGGCGGCGGCGCGAGGCGGCGCCUCCUCGGCUUUGGCGCGACGACGGGCGGAUCCCGAUCGGCGGCGGCGGCGUCGUGA